This is a messenger RNA of Exophiala bonariae, 1407 nucleotides long. RefSeq lists its product as uncharacterized. The coding region runs from base 1 to 1407 and encodes 468 amino acids. The transcript is spliced from 2 exons. NCBI's taxonomy places the organism in Eukaryota, Fungi, Ascomycota, Eurotiomycetes, Chaetothyriales, Herpotrichiellaceae. The record is from RefSeq and is a predicted model, not a curated record.
AUGUGUUGUCUUCCCGCAAAAGCCCCACUAAAUCAACGACUCUCUAAAUGGGAAGCUAAGAACAGCACCCAGGGUGUUUAUCGUAAAAUUCAAAAACAGGAAUCUGCGCAUCAUGACUACUCUACCGACGAUGGCGAUAUUCUUUCAACGCUCAGCAAUAUGGGCAUCGUGAAGUUCAGAGUCGCUGAACGCAUACUUCGUUUGCACCGCUCGGAGCUCCUUGCCGCUGGCUAUCCUCCUGCACAAGCCGCUCAGGUGGUGAGGGCCAGUUCCAAAUGGAAGGCGGAUUAUCUGGCUGAGAUGAGUGCCAGCGAAGUUGCCAUAUUGACCGACCCUGCAAAUCUUGGAAAACUAUUCUAUGUCGCUGCUAUGACCGACCUGUCCAGGACUAAUCAGGUGACAUACUUAAGACUGGGAAGUAUGUCUCUAAAAGUGGCUUUCGAGUUAGGUAUUGGGGAUGCCGCCAUAGAAUUCGCAAAACUCGAGCUCAGAACUCGUGGCGUGGCCGAGAUGGGAGACCCAGAUGCACUGUCUAAGCCUGUCGACCUGCCUCCCAAUAUUCUGGAUUACAUUAGACGUACUGCCAUCGCUAGAGAGAAUUGGCGCUCCAUGUCUCUAUACCUGGAUCACUCCCUAAGGAAGCCACAGUCAUCUACGGCUGCCAAAGCUCUAUAUCAGCUUGCGGUCGACCUUUCGACCAUGACCAGACCCAGUUUUAAUACCAUCGAUCAGGUCAUCCCUUCAGAACGACUUGAGUUGCCCUGGUUUCUGCUUCAGAGAGCUGCAGACCAAUACUAUGCUCACUUACCUUCUGACAGCGAUGAUGCAGCAGAAGUUCAGCGAACUUAUGCGGAGGCUUUGAACACCGGCAGAGAUGGUUGGAACGAUAGUCGAGCUGCCGAGCUUCUUCUUCGAAAUACCGAAGAGGUUAAGCCUGGCUCCCCAAGAUGGGUUGAGUUGCUGACGCAGGCUGCAAUGCAAGGUGAUCCAGACUUUUGCUUUAGAUUAGGUGAUCAUCGCCUCAAAGAGGAAGGUUGGCACCCAGAAUCUAGAAAAUGGCGCAAGCCGAGUGACAAGACGAGUCUCUGGUGGAUUGAGUUGAGUGCAUAUGGCAUGCGACAUUUCCCAAUUAGGGCGAGACAGCGCUACCUCCUUCUCGCGGUCCUCCUCCGGGAAAAUGGCUUCAGAGAAGAUGCAACAUCGUAUCUCGUUCGAGGACAGGCAGCAUUGCGAGAAAGCCACUCGCCAGAUGCUGAAGUAUCAAUACAAUGGCUGCAAGAUACCAUUGAUGACUGGGAUAAUCCUGAAUGGAAGAUGACUUCUACAAUCCUCCUCAAUGCCGAACCCCUAUACAAGCAGCAACGCCAGGAGACAGCUCAACACAAAGCCCACCAAGGCCUCCGAUGA